Messenger RNA from Toxorhynchites rutilus septentrionalis, 891 nucleotides. RefSeq lists its product as uncharacterized. Gene Ontology annotation, molecular function: nucleic acid binding; RNA-DNA hybrid ribonuclease activity. The coding region runs from base 1 to 891 and encodes 296 amino acids. The transcript has a single exon. The record is from RefSeq and is a predicted model, not a curated record. NCBI's taxonomy places the organism in Eukaryota, Metazoa, Arthropoda, Insecta, Diptera, Culicidae.
AUGAAAAUAGAUUCGACAGUGAAAAGCAAAAACAAAGCAGGUUCGAACCCCACAGCCAUCCGGAAAACCGUCGUGGAGCUACUGAGGACUAAGUACGCAAAUCACACCGUUCGAUACUCGGAUGGAUCACUCGCGUUAGGGAGAGUAGGGAUAGGUAUUUCGGGUCCCGACCUCAACACCUGUUACCGCCUCCCAGAUGCGUGUAAUAUUUUCUCAGCAGAGGCGGCUGCCGCAUAUAUCGCCGCGACACACCAAUCAAACCAUCCCAUAGCCGUGUUAACUGACUCAGCCAGCGUUGUCGCCGCACUGGAGUCGGAGAAGCCGAUGCAUCCUUGGAUACAACAAAUAUUCGAGGAUGCCCGUCCGGAUGCUGCUUUCGUUUGGAUCCCAGGCCACUCCGGUAUACCCGGGAACGAAAAGGCAGAUCAACUCGCUGGGUCUGGUCGACUGAUGGAGUUCUACACCAAAAGGGUCCCAGCAGAUGACAUCAAAGCAUGGACUACCAAAAUGCUCAAAGACAGGUGGGCUAAAGAAUGGUACACAACCGGACAAGAAAACUCACGUGAGUAUGUUCUGCGUAAAAUAAAGGCCGAUACCAAAAAAUGGGAAGACCCUAGAGGUCACCGAGAUCAACAGGUGGUCUCUAGAUUGCGAACGGGUCAUACAGCCUUCGCUUACAAUAUGGGUAGAGGGGAAUUUAAGAGGCAGUGUGACAUAUGCCGUGUCCACCAAACAGUGGAACACGUACUUAUCCACUGUCCCCAGUACGAAAAUCCGAGGACAACUUAUGACAUCCCUGGAAGCAUCAGGGGCGCCCUUGGAGACGAUGUCACGACAAUGACCAAAGUGAUCAUAUUCAUGAAGGACAUCGGACUGUAUAACAAAAUAUAA